AUGUCUCUGCGACAUUCAGUAACGACUCAAGCCGCCACCCAGAAACGAUACUUCGCGACACCUGUGCCUCCCGUCACACAGAAUGCAGUUGGAUCAAAGGGGCCGACCGCUAUGGUCUUUAUGAACAUGGGUGGCCCUUCCACCACAGGCGAGGUUGGCGACUUCUUGAGCCGGCUGUUCUCAGAUGGCGAUCUGAUCCCCCUCGGGCGGCUACAGAACUACUUGGGGCCGCUGAUCGCGAAGCGCCGCACAUCUAAGAUCGAGAAGCAAUAUUCCGAGAUUGGCGGUGGCUCGCCAAUUCGCAAAUGGUCAGAAUACCAGAGCGCCGAGAUGUGCAAGAUUCUCGACAAGAUUUCCCCCGAAACCGCGCCUCACAAACCCUACGUCGCCUUCCGAUAUGCAGACCCGUUGACUGAAGAGAUGUACAACAGACUGCUGGCCGAUGGCUUUGGUAACGGCAAAGGUGGAAGAGCGGUUGCAUUUACACAAUACCCGCAGUACUCGUGCUCCACGACCGGCAGUAGUUUGAAUGAACUUUGGAAAUGGCGUCAAAGAUUAGAAGGAAAACAGGGCUCUGGAACCAUUCAGUGGAGUGUCAUCGACAGGUGGCCGGCCCAUCCCGGACUAGUUGAAGCUUUCGCAAGCAACAUCGAGAAGACAUUGGCUCAAUACCCGGAGGAACGGCGGGGCAAGGUUGUCCUUCUUUUCUCGGCCCACAGUCUACCCAUGUCUGUCGUGAAUAGAGGCGAUCCCUAUCCUGCCGAGGUGGCCGCAACAGUAUAUGCUGUCAUGCAGCGUCUAGGCUUCUCCAACCCCUAUCGGCUGUGUUGGCAGUCGCAGGUUGGACCCAGCGCCUGGCUGGGCCCCCAGACCUCUGACACCGUGGAGCAGUACAUUGAGAAGGGCCAGAAAGACCUGGUGUUGAUCCCCGUCGCCUUCACUUCGGAUCACAUCGAGACUUUGUACGAGCUUGAUCUGGAAGUGAUUGGUGAAUCAGGUCAUGCCGAUACCGUCAAACGUGUGGAGAGUUUGAACGGCAGCCCUAUCUUCAUCGAGGGACUUGCGAACAUUGCCAAGGCACAUCUUGAUAGUGGAGUCCAUUGCUCAUACCAGAUGGGUCUGAGGUGUCCUGGAUGCAAGAGCGAGAGAUGUGCUGAGUCGAAGAAGUACUUCGCCAGUCCUGAAAACGCAUUUGCAGUGUAG
Molecule: messenger RNA, 1203 nt
Organism: Truncatella angustata
Lineage: Eukaryota; Fungi; Ascomycota; Sordariomycetes; Amphisphaeriales; Sporocadaceae
Exons: 4
Coding region: 1-1203 (400 amino acids)
Biological process (GO): heme biosynthetic process
Molecular function (GO): protoporphyrin ferrochelatase activity
Source: RefSeq, a predicted model, not a curated record